This is a messenger RNA of Entelurus aequoreus (snake pipefish), 5776 nucleotides long. RefSeq names its product C2 calcium dependent domain containing 5 (gene c2cd5). NCBI's taxonomy places the organism in Eukaryota, Metazoa, Chordata, Actinopteri, Syngnathiformes, Syngnathidae. The transcript is spliced from 31 exons. Gene Ontology annotation, biological process: positive regulation of protein targeting to membrane; protein localization to plasma membrane; positive regulation of D-glucose transmembrane transport. Gene Ontology annotation, molecular function: calcium-dependent phospholipid binding; calcium ion binding. Bases 345 to 3839 code for a protein of 1164 amino acids. The record is from RefSeq and is a predicted model, not a curated record. Gene Ontology annotation, cellular component: plasma membrane.
GGCAACACAGUCUACAGCACAUCCAUCAUGGGGUCCAUGAUUAAGCAUGCUAGUUGUGUGCUUCACAUUCACACGUUGAGCGGAGUAACGAGGACGUAACGCCUGAACGGAAGCACUAACAAUAUCUAUAUUCCGUCCUAUCAUCGUGUGCAUAUAUAAACUAUAUUAACUAGGGCGACAUUUGGCUGCUGCGGUGUAAUCGGGACUUGUUGUGGGAGAGCCAUGGACACGCGGGGCUGUCAGUAACAAUGUCCGAGUGAGAGGAGCCCGCUGCGGCUUUGACAGCUGAGUGAUGUCGUCGCACAGGUGAGGAAGGAGCAAGCAGGUGCAGCUCAAUCUGAAUCAUGCCUGGAAAACUAAAAGCCAAAAUUGUGGCAGGGCGCCACUUGCCUGUAAUGGACAGAGCAAGUGACCUUACAGAUGCUUUUGUAGAGGUCAAGUUUGGAAAUACAACAUUCAAAACAGACGUCUGCCCCAAAUCCCUCAAUCCACAGUGGAACUCGGAAUGGUUCAAAUUUGAGGUGGACGAUGAGGACCUGCAGGAUGAGCCACUGCAGAUCACAGUGUUGGACCAUGACACUUACAGCGCAAACGACGCCAUAGGCAAGGUUUACAUCGACAUCGACCCACUGCUGUGCAGUGAGGCCGCCUCUGUCAUCUCUGGCUGGUUUCCCAUCUACGAUACUAUCCAUGGCAUUCGUGGGGAGAUUAACAUCCUUGUCAAAGUGGAGCUCUUCAACGACUUGAACCGCUUCAGACAAUCGUCCUGUGGAGUCAAGUUCUUCUGCACCCCAUCCAUUCCUCGCUAUUACCGUGCAGUGAUGGUCCAUGGCUUUGUGGAGGAACUAGUGGUGAACGAAGAUCCGGAGUAUCAGUGGAUUGACCGCAUCAGAACUCCUCGAGCCUCCAACGAAGCUCGCCAAAGGCUCAUCUCUCUUAUGUCUGGAGAGCUGCAGAGGAAAAUAGGGCUCAAAGUACUAGAGAUGGGGGGGAACGCCGUGGUGGGCUACCUGCAGUGUUUUGACCUGGAAGGAGAGUCGGGCCUGGUUGUGCGGGCCAUAGGUACCGCAUGCACACUGGAAAAACUCAGCUCCGGAGGCACGGGCAACAUCCCCUCCACCAUCACCACGACACACAUCCACCCGAGCACCGCUCCUGCCUCCAACGCCUGCAAUUCCCCUUCUAAGGAUGGAAAGGAGCCGGUAUUUGGUGAGGACCUUCCCUCGUCAUCCGGCCCGCCUACCCCUUUCAAAGCCCUUCCCACCUCCUCGUCCUCUCCUCCCCCCUUCUCUCCUUCCAAGCCAUGCAGCCGCCAGUCCUCAUCAUCAGACACAGACCUCAGUUUGACGCCCAAGACGGAGGAGCCCCAGCCUGUGAGACGUAGACCCGGCAUCUUCUUCUGCCCCAGCUCCCCCGUCCUUUCCACGGGCACUCUGUCCUUCUCUGGCUCGGUGGGCAAUGGUCCUGGAUGUUCCCCCAGAGCCGCCGCCCUGUCCCCUCCUACCUCCACCCACUCAGAUUCUGCCUUGCUGAGAAAGAACGUGUCCUUCACUGCAGACUUUCUGCAGGCAGCCUCGGGAAUGGGCAGUGGGGGCAGUGCCGGCAAGGAGGCGGGACCCCUGAAGACGCUGCUCAGACAACAGACGCAGACGGCUCUCGAGCAGAGGGGAGCCUCCUCCUCUGGGUUAUUGUUAAACGCCAGGGAAUUCCCCUUCUUCACGUUGACGUCUUUCCCACCUGGGUUUCUGGUCCACGUCGGCGGAGUGGUCAGCGCUCGCUCGGUCAAACUAUUAGACCGCAUACACAACCCUGAUGAGCCAGAGACCCGUGAUGCCUGGUGGGAGGAGAUACGACAGGAGAUCAAGUCACACGCCAAAGCUCUUGCUUGCCACGCUGUUGUUGGAUACAGUGAAAGCACCAGCAUCUGCGAGGAGGUGUGUAUCCUGUCAGCAUCUGGCACAGCAGCCAUCUUGAAUCCUCGCUACAUGCGUGAAGGCUGUUUGGACGUUGCAAGCACAGAACACAGGUUCGAGGAGCCGGCUCCUCCGAGUUGUGGCUUCUGUCACAUACCCUACGAUGAGUUCAACAUGCCCUUUCCCGCCCAGCUCACGUAUUGUUACCUCUGCAGACGACAAAAGGUCCCGGAUGUUCUGUUCACAACAAUUGAUCUGCCUUCAGAAGCGGCUGUCACAGGGAAAGGAUGUCUCAUUCAGGCAAGACUGUGCCGCCUGAAAAAGCGAGCCCAGGGGGAAGUCAAUGCGACGGCCAUCUCCAACCUGCUUCCUUUUAUGGAAUACGAACUGCACACUCAGUUGAUGAACAAGCUGAAGCUGCGUAGCAUGAAUGCCCUGUUUGGCCUUCACAUACAAAUCAGUAUGGGCGAGAACAUGCUGCUCGGUCUCGCUUCCGCCACAGGUGUGUACCUGACUGCCCUGCCUGCGCCUGGAGGCAUUCAGAUCGCCGGGAAGACUCCGGGCGACCUGAGCAACGAGCACCACAUUUUGACAAUCCAGAAAAGGAUCAAUGACACUAUAGGAAAAAACAAAGAGCUCUAUCAAAUCACUCCUCCGAAAUUAUUUACCCUGGACCCAGAGGUGCUCUGCGACAUAAACAUGGAUCCCACAGAGGAACUGGUGGGCUCUCCGAUCCCUGAGCCCAAACAAAGAAACCGACUGUUCCGCUCCCACUCUGAAAGCUCAGACGAACUGUCAGAACUGGACCUCUCUCACGGCAAGAAGGAUGCUUUUGUGCUAGAGAUUGAUGACACUGAUGCUGUGGAGGAUAUUCACUCCCUUCUCACAGACGCCUCUCCUCCCUGUGGUUUCCACAGCUGCAACACUGAGAUCAUGCCUGGGAUUUAUAACUGGACUUCAGGAGUACAGAUGUUUACAUCAGUGAGAGUCUUAAGGUUGAGUCAUGCCAAUCUCACCAAUCAAGGCUUGAACAAGAUUUUCACUGACCUGUGUGAGAACCUGCUGAAGAGUUUUUACUUCAAGUUGCGCUCUAUGAUCCCCUGCUGUAUUUGUCAUCUCAACUUCACUGUGGCAGUACCCGAAGAAGAACUUAUACAGGUUGCCGUGACGGCGGUUGCCAUGACAUUUGACACGGACCAGACCCAGGAGAAGACUGCAGAAAAGCCCGUCGCCAAAGUGUCCGGUGAGACCGAGGAGCAGCUGCAGUUCCCGCUGGAGCUCUGCGCCGAUUCCCCAUCCGCUAACAUUCAGCCGCCAUCCAAAAUCUCAGGUGUCUCAGGGAGUACUGCUGUGUCAUCCAGAGCUGCCUCCGUUGAUUACGGUUCCUUUGCAGACAGAUGCAGCACCUGGAUAGAGCUGCUUAGGCUGAAAGCUCACACCAUAAGACGAGGAUCAGUUAAGACAAUCUCGUCAUUGGAGCGCUCCAGUCCACUGACAGAGAGUCGCUCCCGCUCGCUGCGCUCCAACCGCUGCUCCUUUGGAGGAAGUUCGGUUACCGUGGUGAAGAUGACGCCGCUUUCCUUCCUCCCGGGACUGCGGAUUAUUAAAUACUUGGGCAUCAUCAACAUGUUCUUCAUUCGAGAGACGACGUCGCUACGAGAGGAAGGUGGCGUCAGCGGCUUCCUGCAUUCCUUCAUAGCAGAGGUGUUUGCCAUGGUUCGAGCCCACGUAGCCGCCCUGGGGGGUAAUGCGGUUGUGUCCUACAGCAUGAAAGAGUGUAUGCUAAUGGAAAAUCCAAACAAGAACCAGGCCCAGUGUCUCAUCAACGUGAGUGGCGAUGCCGUCAUUUGCGUGAGGGAAAGCGAUCAGGAGCCCACGUCGUCCACCAGCAACACGGGACAGACGUGCAGCGAAGGAGCCGCAUGACCCCUCCCUCCUUCUCUCAUGCAACUCACAGUCUAGCCGUCCAAAUGCCAGCAAUUUAUGUCUGCCUUAACUUUGGCAAAGGUCCCAAAGUUGAGGCACAAGCAAGCAAGAUGCACUAAUGGGAGUGAGGGGUGUAAAUAAAAAGUGACUGCUUCAUGUCAUGUUAGUAUUUCCAGUCUGUGUGCUUGAAAAAUGGCCAAAGGAGCGCCUGACUUGCCGUCCUAACGAGUAUCCCUUCCCGGGUGCCAAUUACACUCUAGGCAGCUACAACCACUUUGACCAUCCACAACUCCUGGAAGGAACUAAAUCCAAAUACAAAAUACUUGUCAUGCAUUCAUAUUCUUCUGCAGACUCAAAGAUUUUAGUUGAUUAAAGCUACAAGAGUCACGUUUUAAAUAUUCUUCCAGUAUUGCUCACAAGAAGUACCUUGAGUUUAAAAGUGUCAAUCUGAUUUUUUUUUUACUCAAGGAGCUUGUGUCAAAUCAAUCAAAAUAUACCGUAUUUUUCAGAGUAUAAGUCGCUCCGGAGUAUAAGUCGCACCGGCCGAAAAUGCAUAAUAAAGAAGGAAAAAAACAUAUAUAAGUCACACUGGAGUAUAAGUCGCAUUUUGGGGGAAAUGUAUUUGAUAAAAGCCAACACCAAGAAUAGACAUUUGAAAGGCAAUUGAAAAUAAAUCAAGAAUAGUGAACAACAGGCUGAAUAAGUGUACGUUAUAUGAGGCAUAAAUAACCAACUGAGAAGGUGCCUGGUAUGUUAACGUAACAUAUUAUGGUAAGAGUCAUUCAAAUAACUAUAACAUAUAGAACAUGCUAUACGUUUACCAAACAAUCUGUCACUCCUAAUCGCUAAUUACCAUGAAGUCUUAUACGUCUAGUCUCUUACGUGAAUGAACUAAAUAUUAUUUGAUAUUUUACGCUAAUGUGUUAAUCAUUUCACACAUAAGUCGCUCCUGAGUAUAAGUCGCACCCCCUGGCCAAACUAUGAAAAAAACUGCGACUUAUAGUCCGAAAAAUACGGUUAUCAUUUGUAGUGUUCAGUCUGUUUGCUGAGGACGAUGCGUUACUGUUUUUACCUGACAUGGUGAAGUAGCAAUGACAUCAUUUAAUGUCACACUUUGAGUAGUAAAUACCGGAUACAUUUUAUGAAUAAAGACCUAGUUUACAGUCUGUGCAUGUUUCGCUAUAACAAUUUCAUUUUGUAUAUUUAAACUCGAAGGCUUUUUGUAUUAAUUAAAAGGCCUCUCACAUUUAUUUUCGUUUAGCUUGCAUCGUUGCAAUGUUGUCUGCUACUGAUCUGUGAUGUCCUUACAGGAUGUCCACUGCUGGAAAAAUUACAUCAUGUGAUGAAUGAUUUUAUGCUGUAAAUGUGCUUCCUAAUCAUUUGUAUUUAAGUGCAAUACAUGCAGUGUUUUUGGAGUUAGUGGUACUAUAAAUGCAUUUUCUCUGUAAAACAAUAAGGUUGUUGCUCAUGUACAAUUAUUGUGUCCAAACAUCAAAUGUUAGAUUCAUUUAUUUUCUCAGACUAGAAGCAUGCAGACCAAAUUUGUAUUGCCAUAAACUGGUGAGACUUGCACAAUAAACUCAGUCAAACCACGUGGCCUCUCUGUUCCGACACUUGGUCAUUGCUUCUAACACAAACGGUUGAGAGAAAACUGUAGAUUGUACUUGAUGUGAUAAAGGGGAAUUAGGAUGGAAGGAAAUGCUAUUUCAAUUGGGUUGUGUGUUUCCUGUUACAGUAUUUACCUUGCACAAUAAACUCAAAUCAGACAAUGUUGACUCUGGCAAUAAAAUCAAUGCUGCUGAAUUUAUAUGGAAACCAAAUUUUAAUGACCUCAUUAUUGUGCAAGUAAAACAGCUAUUUUUAACGUAAACAUGCUGCUAAAUAAGCUGGUCAUCACCGCGUUACAAAGAACCUACUGAACUUGAAUGCAGCAUCUU